Molecule: messenger RNA, 1798 nt
Organism: Paramuricea clavata
Lineage: Eukaryota; Metazoa; Cnidaria; Anthozoa; Malacalcyonacea; Plexauridae
Source: the annotation of a GenBank genome assembly
AUGCCUAAAGAAUCCAUACCACAUCGAAGUCGACCCUACGAUUAUACCUGUCGUCAGUCCUUUAAGAAGUACACCAGUUGCGCUCAGAGAGAGGCUGAGGUCUUCGCUAGACGAUAUGGAAGAAAAGGGAGUCGUGGAGAAAGUCGAUGGUCCAACCGAGUGGGUGAAUUCGACAGUGAUGUGGAUGAUAUUUUGGUUUGGGGAGCCACAGUCGAAGAGCACGACGAACGUCUGAUGAAUACCCUACAACGAGGUGAAGAGAUCAACCUCACUCUCAACAAAGAGAAAUGCGAGUUUCGAGUGAAAGAAGUCACUUAUAUCGGUCACAAGUUAACCCGAGAAGGUGUGAAACCGGAUGAGCAGAAGGUUAAAGCCAUUAAGCAGAUGCCCCCUCCCGAAGAUAAGAAAGGAGCUGAACGAUUGCUUGGUACAGUGAACUAUCUAGCAAAGUUUAUACCUAACAUGUCCACGAUAAUGCAGCCGAUUAGAGAGGUUAUGAAAAGUGGCGUGGAGUUUCAAUGGGGAGCUGCACAGGAGAAAGCGUUCCAAGAAGUAAAAGAAAUACUAACAAAGGCGCCAGUUCUUGCAUACUAUGAUGUAAAGAAACCUGUGACGGUGACGUGUGAUGCUUCAAAGAGCGGUUUGGGAGCAGCGUUACUUCAAGAUGACAAACCAGUCGCGUUUGCUUCGAGAGCCCUAACAGAUGCGGAAACUCGGUAUGCGCAGAUCGAAAAAGAACUAUUGGCAGUUGUUUUUGCGUUCGAGAAGUUCAACCAGUACACAUAUGCCAGAGCUGUAGAAGUUGAAACUGAUCAUAAACCGCUGGUCUCAAUUGUGAAGAAGUCGUUAACGUCAGCGCCACCUCGUCUGCAGAGAAUGCUAUUACGGUUGCAACGGUACGACUUUACAUUGAAAUACAGACCUGGGAAAGAAAUGAUCAUCGCGGAUACACUUUCUCGAGCUUACCUUAACGAUGAUGAUGUGGACAGUAGCAAGAUGAACGAAGAGUUAGAAUGUUACGUGCACACGGUAACCAGCAGAAUGCCAGUAUCCGAAGAACGACUGGAACAAAUCAAGAAAGAAACAGCGAUUGACCAGACCAUGAAGACCCUAUUCUCAACAAUCCGAAGGGGAUGGCCAGAGACAAGAAAACAAACACCUUGCGAAAUCCAGGACUACUGGAAUUAUCGUGACGAGCUUUCAGAAGUAGAUGGAAUCUUGUUGAAGCAAGACAAGAUUAUCAUACCCCUCAGUAUGAAAGGAAAGAUGCUAGAAAGAAUACACGAGAGUCACAUGGGCAUAGAGAAAUCCAAACGACGAGCAAGGGACAUUAUGUUUUGGCCAAGAAUGAAUGAGCAAAUUGAAGCUGUUGUAUCCAAAUGCCAAACCUGCCAAGAAUACCAGAUGUCGAAUCCCAAAGAACCCAUGGUGCAAGGAACAAUGGGACAUGGUCGCAACUGAUUUGUUUCAGUGGGAACAGAACAACUAUCUGGUCGUGGCAGAUUAUUAUUCGCGUUACAUUGAAGUAGUCAAGUUGGAAAACACCACCAGCAGAACUGUUGUGAAUCAUAUGAAGUCCAUAUUUGCAAGACAUGGAAUUCCAUCAGUCGUAAGAAGUGACAAUGGUCCUCAGUACACUGCCACAGAGUACAAGCAGUUCGCACAAAAGUGGAAUUUCGAGCACCAGACUUCAAGUCCAUAUUAUCCGAAAUCAAACGGUUUGGCUGAGAAAGCAGUUCAAAUCGUGAAACGUUUGCUAUCGAAAGCAAAACAAGAUGGAAAAGAUCCGUAUACCUAA